CGUAGCUGUUUACGGAAACAUUUUCACGUCUGCACGUGCGCAAGUUUGUCACUUCUGUACGGUACGUGAGUGUUUGCAUGCUCACUGCUCGACGUGUGGGGGGGAAGGUUGUGCUUGUUUUGUGCUCCGAAAUCCAAACGACUUUAAACUUGUGUGUGUCGAGCGAUGAGGACUCUCAUCUGCAGCCAUCAUGGAGAAGUAGGAGGAGGUCUGGGCUUCAUUUUGGCCAACUGACCGCGCGGACUGUGCAGAACUUAUCGCGAAAUAAAGGCCCAACUACUUUUUGUGUCACACCUGCAACACGGAGCGGAUUUCUGACGCGAAGGAAGAUGAUUUUUAGGAAAAUUCACUCAGGGAGCUGCAGAGCGUGGCUGUGUCGGGUUUCACUGAGGCAGGAGGUAUGUUUCUUCUCCUCCGUGCCCCCCCAGCCGGUGCCUCCUCUGGCUCAAACCCUGCAGGGCUACCUAAGGGCCCUGGAGCCCCUGCUGCCCCCCGAGGAGCUGAGCCACACCCGCAGGAUGGUGCACGACUUCGGCAGGCCGGGCGGGCUGGGUCCACAGUUGCAGGAGGGUCUGGAGAAGAGAGCCCGACUCACCAAGAACUGGAUCUCGGACUGGUGGGUGCAGAGGGCGUACUUGGAGAGCAGGCAGCCUCUGCCCGUGCACUCGAACGCGGCUAUCUCUCUGCCCCGCAGAGAUUUUAAUGACUGGAGGAGCCAGCUGGUGUUCGCAUCCAGACUGAUAGCAGCCGUUCUGGACUUCAAGGCCAAAAUCAACACUGGGCAGCUGCCAGUCGAGUACAUGCGAGGGAAGCCUCUGUGCAAGGAGCUCUACCCGCUCCUCUUCUCCUCCUGCAGGAUCCCCGGCCCCAAACACGACUACAUUGCCCACCACGGCCGCUCACGCCGCUCGCCAACGCACAUCACAGUCGUCAGGAACUACCAGUUCUUCCAGCUGGAGGUUUACAACAGCGAUGGCUCGAGGAUGACGGAGAGUCAGAUCCACGGGCAGCUGCUGAGGAUCAGGUCUCAGUCCUGGAAGACGGACAAGGAGCCGAUGGGCAUCCUGACUAGCGAGCACCGUCACACAUGGGGAGAGGCCUACAACCGCCUGCUGAGAGAUAAACUAAACCAGGAAUCAGUGCGGAUGAUAGAGACGGGACUUUUCUCCUUGUGCCUAGAUUCUCCAGUCAUGAGGAUAUCAGAUGAGAAGUAUGCGAGCCGCAAGGCAGCCCAGGUCCUGCAUGGCGGCGGGACGUUCUCCAACAGCGGAAACCGCUGGUUUGAUAAAACGCUUCAGUUUGUGGUGGGCGAGGACGGCUCGUGGGGUCUUCUGUAUGAGCAGGCCACAGCUGAGGGUCCGCCCGUAGCGACGCUGCUGGAUCAUGUUAUCGAGUACUGUGAGAAGCCUGAUCCAAAGAGGGCACCGUUGCUUCCCCUGCCCAUGCCCAAGAAGCUUUAUUUUCAUAUAGACAGAGAAAUCAAGAGAGACAUAGAGCACGCCAAGCAGAACCUUGACAUUCUGAUCAACGAUCUCGACGUCAAUGUGUUCAACUUUAAGAGGUUUGGCAAGAAUCUUCCAAAGCAGCACAAGAUGAGUCCAAACUCCUUCAUCCAGGUCGCCUUACAGCUCGCCUACUACAGAGUUCACAAUGAGGUCUGUCCUGCCUGCGAUAUUGCCACACAGAGGAUGUUUAGAGGUGGAAGGACCGAGUACAUCCGUUCGCCCACGAAUCAGGGGCUCCAGUUCAUUCUUGCCUUUGAUAAUCCGUCCAUAUCGCGACAGGCAAAGCUGGAGCUGUUCAGAGAAGCUGUUGACGCCUACUCGGCUCUGACUGAAGCGGCACUUAAUGGACACGGUAUUGACCGCCACCUGCUGGGGCUCAAGCUGCAGGCCAUCGAGGAGGGCAAGAGCAUUCCCAAAAUCUUCAUGGACACAGCUUACGGACUAGCAACACACUUCAAGCUCCGGACAGGACAGAUGCCUGCGAACAACACGGACAGCGUGAUGUGUUUCGGGCCUCUCGUUCCCGACGGCUACGCCGUAUGUUACAACCCUCAGGCAGACCACAUCCAUUUUAGCAUCACUGCCUUCAACUGCUGCGAUGAGACCAACGCAGAAAGACUGGCUCGCUCUCUGAAGGAUACCAUGUGUCAUCUACAGGAGCUGCUGCAGCCUACUGUGUAGAGCUUCUGCUACAGCGUCCAGCACCCUUCAGCACAAAGAAACUCUUCUGAGAACAUUUUGUACGAGUCUUGGAGAGGCUUUUUUUUGUUUGUUUUUUUUUUUUGUUGUUCUGCAUGCCACUCAGAGCUUCACCUGAGCAUUUAAUUGUGAGAGAGCCUGAAAACUGACCUCAGCAGCUCUCUGGUUCUUUUGUAUAUUUUUCUAAGCAGAUUCAUUAUCACCGUUACACUUGGAAGCAUUUAGCAGUGAAAGCAAAAUAAACCAGUGUGACACUCCAGCAUUAACCAGAAAAAGUCCAAGCGUGCACUCCUAUUACAAGUCAUGAGAUGACCUGUAACCUUCUGCCAUCAACCUUUCAGAUUUCACUCUGUCACCAGAAUUAAUGGGAAAUGUUUGUUGUUUUGUUAGGUGAUUUGAAUGGACCAAAGGAUGGGAAUGAUUGAGGGUGUCUUGUUGUUUUUGUGUCUCUGAGCUUGCACAACCUGAUCUUCAGAUAAAUUUUGAUUGAGGAUUUUUUUUUUUUUUUUUUUGGGAUCCCUCAGGGGUGUGUUCUGUUCUCAGCCUGCAGGACUGGUUAAUAAAGCAUGUGGUCACAUGAUUUCUCAUUCAAAUUCUUUGUGUAUGUGAAAGAAAGCAAGCUGGCUUCGAGGAAAGGUCAAGGCCGAUGUUUUCUAAUAAAAUCUGACAGUUUUUUCAGCUAAGCAGAACAUAAGAUUACCUCUGUGAAACUCUGGGCAGGACAAUCCAAGUUUGUUUCUACCAAAAUCAUACAGACUUGCUCUGCUCCAGAGGAUGGCUGUGGCUCCAGCUGUAAGGCACUAGAGGUCGCUGGGGUUGGAGCCUGAGUGUAUGAACUGUACAGUCAGCUUUGACAUGGGUGUUAUUGGAUAAACUUACUGAGCAACAAAAAACAUUCACACUCUGUUAUGUGCAGCUGUUCUUGCACUCACAUGGAGAUUGUCCACAAGACAGAAAUUAUAAAUUAGAAAGUAGCUGAAAGACCUGCUAAAGUUACAUGCAAGAGUCAUUCCUGCAUAAUUAAUAAAGUUACUCACUGGGUCACCUGUGCAAGCUACAUCUGCUUUAAACCACAUGAACCGGUAAAUGUAAUUAUAACCAUAAACUCAAGCUAUGCAUUUUCUAUUUCUCUUCAUUCUUACGUUGUGGUGACAAAAGUUCAAAGGUCAAACUGGACAAACAUGCCUGGAAACUGCAACUUGACACAUUGUCAGGGGAAACUGUAAGAUAGUAAUUCCAGUUUACAACUGAAUGAAUGCACCAAAGGAACACACACCAUAAAAAAGGGACUAUUUACAUCAACAUCUUAUGACUAGUACGAGCAGAAAGCUCUGGAUUUCCCCGUGCUUCUUACAGUGUUCAAAGUUUUAUACUUAAUGUUACAUAUAAUGAAACAUUUACCCAGUUCUAGCUUCAUAUUAACUACCAAAGUGGUGGUGUGUUUUGUAUUACUGAAACUUUGUAAUUUGCUGCAGAAAAAAGUAUUAAACUUUUUCAGUGAUGUAAUUAUAAUAAUUACAAAAACCUUGACUUGU
Molecule: messenger RNA, 3739 nt
Organism: Archocentrus centrarchus (flier cichlid)
Lineage: Eukaryota; Metazoa; Chordata; Actinopteri; Cichliformes; Cichlidae
Gene: cratb
Product: carnitine O-acetyltransferase b
Exons: 15
Coding region: 78-2186 (702 amino acids)
Biological process (GO): carnitine metabolic process, CoA-linked
Cellular component (GO): peroxisome
Molecular function (GO): carnitine O-acetyltransferase activity
Source: RefSeq, a predicted model, not a curated record